AUGGAUCGACCAGAAUACUUACCCAAAACUUCUGAGAUUGGUUCCUUGACUGCGCAUUCGAAUGAAGACAGCCAGUUUGUGGGCAGCUCUAGUGGUGUCUACUUUAUCAAUACCGUCAAGCGUGCUUUCUCGACCGGAUUGGAUGCAUCAGGAUCGCCUGAAACGGAGUUUCCCACCGCCGAAGAUACCCUAGUUGGCGCAGAGGACUCUUCAAAUCAGAAGCGUCGUCGGACCAUCUCUUCCAGAGCAGACUCCACUGCGUCGCCUCUGGCGAGAGAAAUUAUCUCGCAAUGGAGAUACAACCCGGAUAUAGCCGCCUUCUUGGGUAGUGCACCUCCACAAGAGCUUGCAAAAGAACUCAUGAUGGCGUACUUCAAGGUUUGGCAUCCUCUCUUUCCUUUCCUACAUGGCCCCACCUUCUUGCAGGCCAUGGAGAGCUCGUAUUCCGCAGAAGCACCAAAGCCAACAGAAGAACACCGUAGCCUUGAUCACCGGGACACAUGCUGGACAGUCAUUCUACAAUGCGUCUUCAACCUUGGAAGCUUACUCUGCCCGGAAGUGGAUUUCCCAGCACAUUGUCGAAUCCAGUCCCCUGCCAGCAUGACAUCCUUGCUUGACGGGUUUUCAACACGACAUGAUAUUACAUCACUGCAAGCGCUACUGGCUGUGCAGGUCUACUUAGUUGCAACAAUGUCCUUGCGACUAGCAUCUACAUUCGGCGGAUGCAUUUUGCGCUCUAUGCUCCAUGCCGGAUUGCACCGUUGCCCGUUUCGCUAUACCCAGCUGUCAUCCCAUGACCGUCAAUUGCGAAAACGGCUCUUUUGGUGCGCGUAUGCCAUUGACCGGUACUUAAGCCAAGCCCUCGGCUUGCCACUCGGCAUUCAAGAUUCGGAUAUUGACGUGUGUCUUCCUGCUGCGCCUGAAAUGCACUCUGUGCGGCGUGGGAAGAAUAAAAACACAAAUGCGGAAUUUGCUUUGCCCAAAACACCUAUAAUUGGCGACCAUAACAGCAGAGCCCGACCAGAAAAUGAACAGACAGACUCUGACACUUCGCAGAUUCCCCAAUCGAGGAAUAUGUCUGAUCGUGAUGGUUGGGAGGCGGAUUAUCGUAGGAGAGAACGUGUCUUAGCAAGCUAUGUCCAUUCUGGUACACUGACAGGCCGAGCGUUGGAGCUAUUUCACAAAUCGAUUCUCGUCCGGUCUGUGCGUCGGAGCUCAGUGCUAUUCCUGGUUACUGAUGUCCACAAGUGGUGGAAUAGUCUUCCAUUGGAUCUUCAAGGGAAAUCGGUGGCAGCAGGAAAUCUGCCAUCGGCCGCCGAUUUAGAAACCCCUUUUGAUUACGGUCCCUUCUUCACUGUGCUAUAUCAGCACCUAAUUCUUAUCAUCAAUCGACCUUCACUGUCACUGGAUCCCGCAACUGCAGAAUUUUGUUCUGGACUGCAGACCUGCAUUGGUGCUGCCAGGGCCAUCAUAUCCGCGUUGGAGAUGCAGGUGCAAAGUCAACAAGCAUUGUUCUGGCCCGGGUUCUUAUCAGCAGCCUGGAUGUCAGGGCUUGUACUGGCUUUUGCCUGUCAGCUCAAGCAGUACGUUCUUGGCAAGGGGUUACAAGAAAUCAAAGCAUGCUCAGAGUUCCUCGGCCGAAUGUCCACCCAAUGGGAGACUGCAAGGCAAUGCCAUAUGGCACUAUCUUUCCUAUCGAAUAAAAUAAAGCAAAUGGAAAACGAGUCAGAUAGGACAUCGAAGUCGCAUGCUUAUGCCCUGGGGUACGGAGAACUUGAUACAGAGUCCAUUAAUAUCCCGCAACUACGUGGAAAUAAAGAAAGAUGGUUCAGAAUACCCCCGGAUAAUUAUGGGGUAGAUAAAGAGCCGGACAGUGCUAAUCCACCGCUUGCGGAGCCGUCAGAGCUUCCACACGCAUCUGGAUUUGUAACCUUACCAAACUCUGAAGCCUAUGAAUCACGACCUGACUCGAACCAGAUACAUAUGAGAUCUUCCUCGAUGUCAAAUCUCAACGGUGAGGCUGUGCUAGGUGAAACUCCCGUGUCCGCCGAAAUGGAAUUUCAAAGUGCAGACGCCGAUUAUCUAGCUGGUGGCUCAAGCUUCGACCUGAACAUGGUUGAUUUACUACAAGGGGCGAAUUUUGAUUCACUAUUUGACAUGGUUGGGCAGCGAUAUCCUAGCUUUUAG
Messenger RNA from Penicillium macrosclerotiorum, 2187 nucleotides. RefSeq names its product transcription factor domain-containing protein. The coding region runs from base 1 to 2187 and encodes 728 amino acids. The record is from RefSeq and is a predicted model, not a curated record. NCBI's taxonomy places the organism in Eukaryota, Fungi, Ascomycota, Eurotiomycetes, Eurotiales, Aspergillaceae. Gene Ontology annotation, molecular function: DNA binding; zinc ion binding. The transcript has 2 exons. Gene Ontology annotation, biological process: DNA-templated transcription.